AACAAACGAAUUGACGCUCCAUUCCAGGAACAAUUCUGUUAGCUCAACGCAAUCGCUCUAUAGGCAAUAAGCUAUCGUAAGAUACCAAAAUCAACUUUGUAUGACUUGUAGGUCAGAAAACAACUCAGAACAUUUUCCCGUUCCCACGAUUGUCUCCCAAACCAAAGAUCGGAAAACAAACCAUCUCCAUCCAAAGAUCCGAAAUCGUCCAGAGUUCAGAGGGCAAAUCGACAGAUUCACUUGCCCACAAGAGAAAAGGUUAUAACAUAUUAGCUGUUCUCUCCUGUUUUUGUGUUUGUGAAAAUCAAUUUGUUUAAUUAGUGCGAAAAAGUUAACAAUUGAUUCUAAUUGGAAGUGGUGACAUCUUUUUGUUUAAAUUAAAAGAAAAUUUUUUUUAUUAAUCACUUUGACUUUUGAUCUUCAAAAACCAAUUUUAGUUCUUGUUAUUUGUGCUUAAUUGUCUCAUCUUGUAAUUUCAUUGGUAAUUUGUCACAAUGGUUGAUCCUGGUGGGAAAGGAUCAUUUGAUUAUCGUAGUUUAUUAGAUGAUGAUGACGAAGAUUCUGACAAUGAUGAUGUUACUUGGAAGAGGAAAAAAUCUCCCUCUUCUUCAUCGACAACUGUAACUUGUGUCUCUGGUGAUGAUCAUUUUUCAAGACGAUCAGCUGAACCAUUUACAGUUAAAAGGAGCAUCAAUUUUGACGAAGAGAUACUUAAACAACCAAUUACCCGAACAAUUACCAGAACAAUUGAAGUGAAUAAACCACCGCCAAUCAUUUUAUCUCCAUCACCAUCAAAGAUCAGUUCACCUUCGGAAUCUGUUUGGAAGCGACUUAGUUUUCCAGAUUUACGGAAUCGAGAAUCACCUCAACCCUCAACCUCAACAUCGACCCAACGUGUUAACCUUACGUCUCUUAAACCACCGUCAUCGUUUGCAGGGGAAAAUGAACUGUCACCUCCAAUUGUGCAAAGAAAACCAAUUACCCCACCAAGUAGUUCGGAUGUCGUGCGGUCAAGAUUGGCACCAAUGGACUUUGAGACACCAGUUCAACAACGGCCACCGAUUCCCGAUACACUUGAGUUUAAGGCUCCACUUGCUCCACCCCGACCAAAGUAUCAUUCAGACAGACACCUUGACUUGGACACUUUUGUUAAGCAAAUAAAAGCGGAAAUGUUAUUCCAUCAGUCAUUAGAUCGCAUCUAUAAUCGGUCACUUCGAGAAUUACCAGCUAUGAAAGCGAUUCCCGAAUUCGAGGGUCUAGUCAAGAAGGUAAUUGAAGGUGUUCUCUUUGACCCUGAAGUUGAAUUAAACGAAGAUACUGUUCAUAAAGUACUCAAAAUAUUGGAUCUUUUCGACCUUGACAACACAUCGACUUGGACAUUUCUCAUCGAUCAUUGUUACACUUUGAUUACCAAAAAUGCCGAUGCUCAUUAUGUGCGAAUGGCCAAAUUUAUCGAAAUGUCUUUCAAUCAUCUUUUCGCUAAGAAAAUAAGACUAUUACCAGCAACGGCACUUUCGUUAUUCAAAUUAGCUCAAGUUCGUCCAUUUGAUCCGGAAAAGAAACCAACGGCCAGAAUUAAAUUAGGAACAAUUAAAGCGGAUUUAAGUGGAAUCAAACCAAAUUGAUCAUUUUUGUUUCCAUUUUUCCAUCAACAAUUUAUGUUAACUGUAAAUUUAAUCUACCAUUAAUACUUAAUCACCAGUGUUACUAUUUACAUUAAUCAUCAUAACCUUUAUGACUUGUUAAUUGUUUACAGUUUAAAUUGUUUCAUUUUGCAAUCAAAUCAAUUCUUGUUCUCCCAUUGACAAAAUAAAUUCUGUUGCACGUAA
Panonychus citri (citrus red mite) is the source of this 1829-nucleotide messenger RNA. RefSeq lists its product as uncharacterized. Lineage: Eukaryota; Metazoa; Arthropoda; Arachnida; Trombidiformes; Tetranychidae. The record is from RefSeq and is a predicted model, not a curated record. The transcript has 2 exons. The coding region runs from base 495 to 1625 and encodes 376 amino acids.